AGAUAUUGCAUAACUCAAGGGGGUAUUUAUUCCGCAGUCAUACCAAAUAGUCAACCAGAACUUAAACAAAACCAUCCGCGAUGAAUCGAAGCUUUUUUUCACUACUUUUUGUCUUGGGUGCGCUGCAUCUAGCAGCAGCUGCAAAUAUCCGUCAGUUGCCAACGGUUGCAGAGUACGUGGUCAUUGACGGGCACAAGUAUUUCAUUAACAGGACCGAUGUGACCAGGAAUGAGGCUAAAGCUGAAUGUAAAUCAAGGGGCAUGAAACUGAUUUCAUUCGAGGAGUUUGGAAAGUGGGAAACUGUCAAAAAAUACGUGGCCAAUAACAAUCCUUAUCACACCACCUAUUGGAUGGGAGCAAAGAGAGCCGCGAAUUCGUUGCGAUGGCGAUGGGAAGGUUCUGGCCGCACCGUUCAAAACUUUGAUUGGGCUUUAACUUUUCCGCAGUACAAUAAUGACGUCGUGUAUCCGUUCUGCCUGAAAUUUAUGCUCGAACAGUAUUUCAACGGGUGGACUGAUUCAUAUUGCGACUAUGGAGUCGGUGGAAUCCUUUGCCAAUAAAAUACGUAGAAUUUUA
Neocloeon triangulifer is the source of this 576-nucleotide messenger RNA. RefSeq lists its product as uncharacterized. The record is from RefSeq and is a predicted model, not a curated record. The transcript is spliced from 4 exons. NCBI's taxonomy places the organism in Eukaryota, Metazoa, Arthropoda, Insecta, Ephemeroptera, Baetidae. The coding region runs from base 81 to 560 and encodes 159 amino acids.